AUUUCGGCACCCUUUUUAAUGGAGUGUAAGGAUUUAUCAGAUCUCCCUCAAGGUAACCAGAGUCUCUCUCCUGAAAGAAACAUAAAUCCAUCCCAAAAAAGUUACCCCAGACGCAGGAGAGGAGUGAAUGUUCGUCAAACAGGCAAUGAUCGAGUUUCGCAACGUGAGCAAACGAGAUUUCGCGUACCGGAAGGAGCUGCUUGUGAACGUGGACGCGCUGGCCGGCGUGGUGUCUAUCAACGUGGUCAGCAAGGCUGCUUUUCGGACGUACAAUUCGAUCAGGAAUUGGUAAUCAUGUGUUGUUGGGAUAUAUUCGUAUAUGUUUACUUAAUACAUGGCAUUUUAGAUCGGUUGAUUGCGAAACUUAGGUCAGGUUUGUAUUCGUGUCUUAUUUGCUUAUGCUAUGUGGAGCCGAGGGAUCCCACUUGGUCGUGCGAUGGUUGUUUUCGCGUUUUUCAUCUAAGUUGCAUGACUGAUUGGGAAUCCCGAAACUCAUGGCGUUGCCCAGCCUGCCAAAAAUCGCAUUCGGCUGCUACAAGACCCCUUGUUUACUACUGUUUCUGUGGUAAAACUAGUCGACCCGAUUAUCAUCCUGGAUGCACAACGAUUCCCCACGGGUGUGAUGAGGUUUGCGGUAAGCCGAAAGCAAAAUCUCCUCCAUGCCCUCACACCUGUACAGAACUCUGUCAUCCCGGUCCCUGUCCGCCGUGUACAGCAGUUGUGCAACUCCACUGCCCUUGUGGUCGGGUAGUGAGGAGCGCUCGCUGUGGUGACGAACAGCCAAAACCAUGUGGCGCGCCCUGUGGACGCACUUAUGCAGCGGAUUUUUGCGCUUUCGGUACCCACACUUGUCCACUGCAGUGUCACGAUGGUGAUUGUCCACCCUGCUUGAAACUGAUAAAAUCUGGUAGGGCCAAACGCUACGACCUCUCUGCAGCCAUAGGGGAUCCUGUUGUUGGCGAACUUGAUCCCUGCGACAUUGAGAUGUUUUUCCACGACGAUGAGAAGGAUAGGAUGGAGUUGCUACAGUCAGAGGAGUCCUUAGUGGCUAUGUAUGUUGGAACGGUGUUCUCCUGCGAACAGGUUUGUGACAGGCCCCUGGCAUGUGGUCAUCACAAGUGCAGCAUGCCUUGCCACCCUGGCGAAUGCCGACCCUGCCCUCUGUCGCCUUCUCUGUGCCUCACCUGUCCAUGCGGACGUGUUCCUCUAAACAAACUGGUGAGUAAUCUUAUUUUAAACCAUUUAAUACCUUGA
Messenger RNA from Mesocestoides corti, 1254 nucleotides. The record is from the annotation of a GenBank genome assembly. NCBI's taxonomy places the organism in Eukaryota, Metazoa, Platyhelminthes, Cestoda, Cyclophyllidea, Mesocestoididae.